This is a messenger RNA of Linum trigynum, 3197 nucleotides long. The record is from the annotation of a GenBank genome assembly. Lineage: Eukaryota; Viridiplantae; Streptophyta; Magnoliopsida; Malpighiales; Linaceae.
CCUCUUCCCGGCGAUUUCCAAACCUCCACGCAUAAAUAAAAUUAGAAAAAUCGAAAUAGAGAGAGAAAACGGCAGCUCUUGGCCGCCGGCGGUUGGUUUUCCGGAGAGAAAGAGAGCGGACGGUGGGGGAGCUCGUGAUCUGAGCUCUGGUUCUGGUCGUUCAAUGGUGUAUGUUGGUGGGAGGGGAGAAGAGUCAGUGAGGCGCCGAGCCGGUGACGGUAACGGUGGUGGUGUGGCGAUGGCGAUGCGGACGGAGAGAUCAAAACCGCCGCUCCACAAUUUCAAUCUCCCGAGCUUGAAGUGGGGGAAUCAGAGACAACUCCGAUGCAUGAAUCCCCCGGAUUCGAGUAAUAGCGGCAGCACCACCAACCCCAGGCGAGAGAGGGGAAUCUCGUUCGAUCGCCACCGGCGGAGCAGCCGAUCUCCUCCGUUGAAAUUCGCCGCCAGCUCCAGGGAUUACGACGCCAGGCAUCACCAAUUCAAGAAGCCGAGGCCGAGAAUUGGCGGCGCGGGCGGUGGCGGCGGCGGUGCCGACGAAGGGAUCGAGGCUUUGGGGGAGAAGCUCAUGUUCGAUUUGAAGACGGCGGCGGAUAGGAUGAAGGACGAGAUUUUGAGGAAGGAAGUUUGCGACGAAGACGAGGAGGAGGAAGAAGAAGACGAGGAGGAGGAGGAGGAGGAUGUUGACGGCGAUCGGGACGCUCGGCGCAAAUCUUCCUCGCCGCCGGCGGCGAUGGCGACUAAAGCGGCGAUGGCCGUAUCUACCGGCGGUGGAGAAGAAAAGGAGCACGAGCCGCGGCCGUGGAAUCUGAGGACGAGAAGAGCGGCGUGUAAAGCGCCGGCGACGACUACUAACGCUCCGAUCGGCACAGGCGCAUCGGCAAGCCCGGCCGGCGCCGCUCCGGCGAAGGGGUUGAGGAUUGAAGAGCCGAAGGAGAGCAGCAGCAGGUAUUCUCCUAUCAGAAGUUCUCCUAUCAGAAGUGACAGCGGGAAAUUGGCUCGGCUCAGAGGCGGUGAGAAGAAGGAGCCGAGGGCUAAGUUCACGGUGGGUCUGUCGAGGAAGGAGAUCGAAGAGGAUUUCAUGGCGAUGAUCGCCCAUAGACCUGCCCGGCGGCCAAAGAAGCGACCAAGAAUUGUUCAGAAGCAGAUGGAUACUCUCUUUCCUGGGCUGUGGCUGGGGGAAGUCACCGUCGACACAUACAAGGUGCCGGAGAUUCCUGAUACCGGAAAGAGAUAGUAGAUGUUCAGGGUUUGAAGGUGAUUGGUCUUUCCUGCUUUCAAACUGGGUAAAACUUGCAGAGGUUGAAGAUGGGGUGGCACAAAUCAAAUCAAAGCAAAGCACACAAUCUCAGUGGGAAUUAGGGACUUGAUAGAAGAAGCAGGUUGCUUCUACUUACUCCUGAUGGCUCAUUCAGGUGCCUUGAAAGUGUUAAUUUUUGUUCUGUUCUCAAAACUUAUAGUUCUUUUAUUUUUUUUAUCAAAGAUCAUGAGAGUAAUAAUGUCCUGUAAAGAAUAGUGGGCAAAUGCUUCUUAGAUAGAAGGGACAACCCCCCCUUCUUCUUUGCUUGUUUGGUUUCUCAAGUUUUUCUAGGUUUUGAAUCCUCUGACAAAUGUAGUAGUAGUCCCUGGGAUGCUAUUGAAAAGUUGAAAUCUAUAGUUUCUUCACCUGUUACCCUAUGUUCUUCUCUGGUUCCUGCAUUGUCAGUCCGGGUCAAAACAUCAAUGUUUGGAGGACCUGUUCAUGUGUUUGUGCAAUUCCUGAACAAGAACAGUCACGUCUUCGAAGCCGAAUACCACAUUGACCCGUCUGAGUUCGAUUGAAGCAUUGAUGCUCGCAGCAAGAAUGGUUCCAUUCAUUGGUUACUGUGGGUGCUUUGAACUGCUGCAGUAGCAUUACGUUGACAGCUUGUACCGAAACCAUGAGCUCUGAAGGGGGGCAAAACUUCGUCCAACUAAUGUUGCAGCCUCAGAGGUAUGGCGUCUGGCGUACAGAGAACUGGGAGGAGCUUCAGCAUUCUGUUGUCACCUGUUUCAAUUUAUAGAAAAUUUCAUUUGAACUCAGGCAGAUUCUGUCCGUCUCUUGUUGUAGACUGAAUCUGGAAUACGUGGUAUUCGUACACCCUCAGAUCCAUGCUAGCUUUCGUGUGAAAUGGUAUUCAUCAACUGAUUCUGGUACUUGAUCAAGUAGCUUACAGGGGAAAUUGCAAGAUGCUUCUGACCAUUUCACUGUUUCUGGAGAUGAACAAGUGGCCCCGCCUCAUCGCCUUCCAGUUCCGAGCAUCCUCCGAUGAGACGACUUUCUGACUCGCACAGCUCGGUUGAUACUUAGAUACAGAACAAGAUCAAAGCUACAAAUAAUAGCGCUUCUGGGUAGUUGAGAGAUUGAGUUUCUGCUCUGGAAUUCGUGAGUAGCCAUGGCGGGGAGGAGGGAAGCUGCUGUGUGAUGUUUUGUUAAGAGGGAAAGAAAGGGAGGGUGAAAGUGGCUGAGCUGACCUGAAUGGAAGACCGGGAAAUUAAGAGAAGUUGAAUUUCUGGCCGAACAGUGGCGGCGGAAGGCGCAAAGAUAGUGGAGACCGGAGGAUCUCGUCGAGUUGACCCACCCGACUCGUUCCAUACGCUAUCCGCGUUUCAUUCCCUAUACGCAAAAAAAAAAGAAAGUAAAAUACAAUUAUAAAAAUGUUAAAUUAAUGAUUGAUGGUAUUGGUUAACGACUUGAUUCACGUGUGGAUCUGAAAUCGUUUCGGAGUUUGGUUCCCUGUCAAAACAAACACCGGCGUGCUGGCUUCGUCUGGGCCAACCGGCGGAAACGGGCUUGGCCCAUUUGGAUCACAGGCCUAGCUGUUGGGGCCCUUUUUCUCUUCGCUCUCUGGAUCAUAGGCCACCUUGGGCUUUGAUAUUGUAGUCUCUGCUGAACUUUCUCAUUUCAUAGCUUGUGUAUAUCUUCAGAGUUCAGCCCAUCUAUGGGAUGGGCACAUCCAAAGUAGUGGUUGGUUUCAACUAAAAAGCAUAGUUAGUAAAAUACGGUACGGGAAAGUUACGUACAAAAUAUGUGCCGAUAUUUUAUUUCGUCUCUAUGCUAAUGUUACGUUUAAUUGUACGUUAAUAGUCUUAAAUAAAUAAAAUUAAUUAUUUUAAAAAUAAAUGAACAAAUAAAUAAUAGUAAAGUUAAUAGUUUAAUUCAUUAAAGACGGAUAUUAAAC